This is a messenger RNA of Symbiodinium natans, 2388 nucleotides long. The record is from the annotation of a GenBank genome assembly. NCBI's taxonomy places the organism in Eukaryota, Dinophyceae, Suessiales, Symbiodiniaceae.
AUGGGCAUCGAGCGGAUCCUGGCUUCCUCAGAGAGGGACUUCGUAGCAAAGUCUGUGGACUACAUCGAGGAGUGCAUCGCCAAGCAUCAGAGCCAGGGUCGCAGUACAAAUUUUGUGUUGGGCCUCUCUGCAUCCAAUGGCCGUGUCCGACGAGCGAGGCAGGCAGACGUUUGGUCCACGUUGGCUGGCCGGACCAGCAUCGACUGGUCGCGCGUGUGCGUCUUCUUGGUCGAUGAGCGCUACGGGUGGCAUUGCGAAGAGGAGAGCAACUCCUUCCUUAUCCGUGACACGCUCAUCAAGAACUUGAAUCGGCGGAGUGCGGGAUUUCCAGAGUCCAAUCUGAUCUUGCCGAGCACCGGCCUAGACUCGGCGCUGGCAUGUGCCGAGGAUUACCAGAGCCGGCUUUGCGACAUGCUGGAGAAGGAGCAUGGCCCUCACCUGGUUACCAUCGGCUUAGGCUCGGACGGACACAUCGCCAGCGUAUUCCCGGAGUGGUACAAGGCCGUCCCGGAGCGUUGGAGCACUGCUACUCAGAAGACGCGCGGCGUCCUGGUCACAGAAACCUCUGAGUUUGAGGUGAGGACGAGGAUCUGCGUAAAUCUUCGUGUUAUCCGGGAGGCGAGCAACAUCCUCGUGACACUACAAGAGGGUUCUGAAGAGGCCUGGACAAAUGUAAAGCGCUCUUUCGACGAGGAGCGUUUCGGUGAGAAACGAUUCGCAAAGCGAGCGAAGGUGGUUGAGCCAACGGGUGUUGUCGUCUCGACAGAUGGGUUUCUCAUGGUGCAUGCCAAGGGCCGCAAGCCCAAGCCCGCUCCGAAACCACCUGAUUCUCCUUUACACUACGUCUUGAGGUACAGCAACAUUUCUGCAAUGCAGCUGUCCCUGGACAAGGAAACCCACUACUCCUUUGUGGUGAUGGGAGCAGCCGGCGAUCUCGCAAAAAAAAAGACUUUUCCAUCGCUGUUUCAGCUGCACCUUGGGCGGCUGCUGCCAGGCAGCAUGAAGAUCAUCGGCGUCGACGAUCCGAAGUUCCAUACGGAUGUGACGAGCGUGUCAGACUUCUGGGAAAAGCGAUUGCGUGAAUACCUCGAGAAGCAGAAAGGCUGGGUCAACGAGGACGUGGAGAGCUUCAAACAACGUUUGCAUUUCGUCCACGUGCAGUUGGACCAGCCGGAGACAAUGAGCGCCUUGGACAGGAGACUGCAAGAGCUGGCUGAGGGUCGUGCAAAGGAGCAUCGCGUCUUCUACUUGGCUCUGCCACCCUUUCUUUUUGCGCAAGCCGUGGAGCACUUGAGAGAGCGAUGCUGGUCUAAGACCGGAUGGAAUCGUGUGGUGGUCGAGAAGCCCUUUGGCAAGAACGGCGCCGAAGCUGCGGCGUUGUCGAACAGCUUGAAGAAGUACUUGGAUGAGAAGGAGAUCUUCCGGAUGGAUCACUACUUGGCGAAAACAUUGGUCCUGAACUUGUUGACCUUACGUUUCGCGAAUCGGGAGUUGGGACAUCUGUUCCACUGCCAUCACGUUGCAAACGUGCGAAUCACAUUCAAGGAGGCCAUCGGUGUCCAAGGACGUGCAGGGUAUUUCGACGGUUACGGCAUCAUCCGCGACAUCAUGCAGAAUCACCUCAUGCAGGUGUUGACUUUGGUUGCCAUGGAGGCCCCAGCAACACUUGAAGCUGAAGAUGUCCGCGAUGAGAAGGUCAAAGUGCUAAAGCAAAUCAGGCCAAUUGCGCCACGUGAUUGCGUCAUUGGCCAGUACGACGGCUACCAAGCAGAUCCUGACAUUCAGAAAAUCAAUCUCAAGCAAGGUUAUGCAUCUCGGUGUCCGACAUUUGCGGUAGCAGUGCUCUACCUUGACAACGAACGCUGGUCUGGAGUUCCCUUUAUCAUGAAAGCCGGCAAAGGUUUGGAGGUCCAUCAGACAAUUGUGCGGAUACAGUUCAAGAAGGCUCCGCCAAGUAGCCUGUUUGGUGAGCAACCUCAAAAUGAGCUUGUGAUACGCAUCCAGCCCAAUGAGGCCAUCUAUUACAAGAUGCUUGCGAAGAUGCCUGGCCUGACGCAGCAGGCUCGCGAUGUCGAGCAGACCGUUCUGGAUCUGGAUCUCAAGAAGCGCUUUGAGCUCAGACGGACUCCAGAGGCCUAUGAGAAGCUGAUCCACGAUGUGAUCCAGGGCGAAAGCCACAACUUCGUGAGGCGGGAUGAGCUUGAGCAGGCCUGGCGAAUAUUCGAUCCGUUGCUGACAACUCUCGAGAAAGAGGAGAAGCGAGAGCCAGAACGCUACACUUUGGGCAGCCGGGGUCCGCUCAAGGCUGACAUGCUCAUUGACCGAAUGGGCUUUAGGCGAUACACAGUCACUGGAGUACCCGGCUUCGCGGAGGAUGAUUUCGAUUGA